CAGAUUAGCGUUAGCCAAUACCUGCCUCAUCUCUCUCCCUCAGUACCCUAAACUCAUUUGUGACUCUUUCUCUGUGUUUCUCGAUAGCAACGAGCAGGUUCAAUCGGAGGUGGAAUUGGAGAUGUCGAGCGCGGUGGAUGCGACGGGGAACCCGAUCCCAACAUCUUCGGUGUUGAUGUCAGCGUCGAAGCACAUAGGGGUUAGGUGCAUGCCGGAGAAUGUGGCUUUCCUCAAGUGCAAGCAGAAGGAUCAAAACCCUGAGAAGUGCCUUGACAAAGGCCAGCAAGUUACUCGAUGCGUCCUUGGCCUGCUGAAAGAUCUUCAUGAGAAGUGUACUAAGGAGAUGGAUGCAUAUGUUGGUUGCAUGUAUUAUCAUACGAAUGAAUUCGACUUGUGUCGCAAAGAGCAGCAAGAGUUUGAGAAAACAUGCCCUUUGGAGUGAUUGGCGAGCAAUACAUGUAACUCCAUCUCAAGGAAUAAUAGAGGCCAUUUUGCCUAGAGCUUGUAUUUCAGUAUGAAACGCCGCUGUUUUGUGUGGUUCAGAUUUUUGGUAUUCUUACCAUUAGUUCCUUGUAAUCAAGGAUGCGUUGUUCCGAACUCUUGAAAAUAAUCAUUGGGUCUACUUCCUGUCGCUGACAGCAUGUUUACACA
Messenger RNA from Tripterygium wilfordii, 651 nucleotides. Its product is annotated as NADH dehydrogenase [ubiquinone] 1 alpha subcomplex subunit 8-B-like. The coding region runs from base 122 to 442 and encodes 106 amino acids. Gene Ontology annotation, biological process: mitochondrial electron transport, NADH to ubiquinone. The transcript has 3 exons. Lineage: Eukaryota; Viridiplantae; Streptophyta; Magnoliopsida; Celastrales; Celastraceae. The record is from RefSeq and is a predicted model, not a curated record.